UGAGACUGGGCCAUUCUCUUUAGUGUUUGCCCUGUCUGCCUUGUACUUGCCACCACUUCACAAACAUUUAAAUUAAAAUAACAAGGGAAACACCGCAGUUGGGGGAAAAAUUAAACACAAAUACCCCACGCACCAUAGCCCAUGGAUUAAAUAACAUCUGGACUGAAAGAUUCAAAGGAAGGGCUUAGUCUCACUCCAAACACUACGCCAACACCGCCUGCCUCCGAGCCGCCUCACCCAGCAACCCAGCCGUCAGCCUGUCAGUAUGUCCCAGGUCCAGUUCCAGCUGUCCCCGGGCAGCCCUCUCUCCAGUGCUGCGCCCCUGCAGCUCCCCCAGCCCGGGUUCAGCAUCCCCUGUGCCUCCGGGACCCUGCCCUCUGAGAGUGCCAGCCACCCCCUCCGAAGCUCCGCCCUGCCUUCUGCUUCAGCCACGCCCUUCAGCGCACCUGCAGUACCUAACAUGGCAAACCCUAAAGAGAAGACCCCCAUGUGUUUGGUGAAUGAGUUAGCCCGUUUCAACAAGAUCCAGCCCGAGUACAAGCUGCUCAGUGAGCAGGGACCAGCUCACUCCAAGAUUUUCUCAGUACGGUUAACGCUGGGUGAGCAGUAUUGGGAGGCUGAUGGAACCAGCAUCAAGAAGGCCCAGCACUCUGCUGCUGCCGCUGCCCUGGCGCACACCACGCUGCCCAAACCCAGCGCACGCAGCCCCCGCAACACAGGCAAGAACCCAGACAGUAUAACCCACACUGUGGAGCUAAAUGCACUUUGUAUGAAACUGGGUAAGAAACCAAUCUACAAGCCUAUUGAUCCAUACCCUGGAAUGAGGCCCAGCUUCAACUACAGUGUCAGGGCCCCCGGCCCAUAUCCACGAUACUACUACCCGUUUCCACCUGUGGGGCCGGUUUUGUACCAUAUGGAGCUGUCGAUCGGGGGCCAGCAGUUCCACGGGAAGGGCCGCACGCGGCAGGCGGCCAAGCACGACGCCGCCUCCAAGGCCCUGAAGACACUGCAGAAGGAACCGUUGCUGGAGCAGCUGCCAGAGAUGAAUGGGGAGCUAACAGAAGAGAACCUUAACAAAUCAGAAAUCAGCCAGGUGUUUGAAAUUGCACUGAAGAGGAACAUGCCUGUGAAUUUUGAGGUACUGAAGGAGGCGGGCCCUCCCCACAUGAAGAGCUUUGUCGUGCGGGUGACAGUGGGCGAGUUCACAGGCGAGGGGGAGGGGAAGAGCAAGAAGAUUGCGAAGAAGUGCGCGGCGGCCGUGGUGCUGGAGGAGCUGCGCAAGCUGCCUCACCUGCCCGUGGUGGAGAAACUGCAGCCGCGCAUCAAGAAGAAAACCAAGUCCAUUGUGAAGCUGCAGACCAGCCCAGAGUAUGGCCAGGGCAUGAACCCCAUCAGCCGCCUGGCACAGAUCCAGCAGGCCAAAAAGGAGAAGGAGCCGGAGUACAGCCUGGUGACGGAGCGGGGGCUGCCCCGGCGUCGAGAGUUCAUCAUGCAGGUGAAAGUGUGUGGCCAGUGCGCGGAAGGGAUGGGUCCCAGCAAGAAGGUGGCCAAGCGCAACGCGGCCGAGAAGAUGCUGGAGCUGAUGGGGUUCAAAGUGCCUCAGCCUCAGCCCCCCAAACCGGCGCUCAAAACUGAGGAAAAGCCGCCAGUCAAGAAGGCAGGAGAUGGACGGAAAGUGACAUUCUUUGAACCUGGCUCGGUGGAGGAGGGGGCAGGGGGUGCCAAGGAGGACGAGUUCCGUCUGCCCUUCCUGAGCCACCAGCAGCUGCCGGCGGGCAUCCUGCCCAUGGUGCCAGAGGUGGCACAGGCUGUGGGGGCCAACCAGGGGCCCCACUCCAAGGACUACAGCCGCGCCCCGCCAAACCCGGCGAAGGCCACCCUCACUGCCAUGAUCGCCAACGAGCUGCUGUACGCCGGCACCUCCCUGACCGCCGAGACCAUCCUGAAGAGCAACAACAGCCUAACCCACCUGCCCCUGGGGCCCCUCACACGGCCCUCCGAGCAGCUGAGCUACCUGGCUACAGUGCAGGGUCUACAGGUGGAAUACAAAGACUUCCCCAAAAACAACAAGAAUGAGUUUGUGUCACUGAUCAACUGCUCUUCGCUGCCACCUCUCAUCAGCCACGGGAUUGGGAAGGAUCUGGAUUCCUGUCACGACAUGGCUGCACUGAAUAUAUUGAAGCUACUGUCAGAGCUGGACCAGCAGCCUAAUGACAGGACAGGGAAUGGACCAAUCUCUGGAUGUGGCAAGCAGGAAAUCGAAGGUGAUUCUCUCCUUAAACAGGCUAACUCAAGCACCCUAGGACAAACUCUGGAUGGCACUGUGUAAACAUUUUUCAAGGGGACGUUGGGCGAUUGAGAAAGCACCAGAGAAAAAUCAGACACUGUGUUUCUGUGUAACUCAGCUGUUUUAGAGGGCUACAGUUAGAUUAAGCCACUGUAGUAAGUCAUCACAGUUGCUAAAUGUUACAUAAUGUCCACAGUUAAACAAGAUUGAUAAACAAGACUGCUUAAUGUUGUUUAAUUGUAUACAUUUUUUUUUUCCUAGAAAAUAGUUAAGAAAUUAUCUCAUAUCCAAGAAUAUGCCAGGUUAUUUCUUUUCAGGUUUCUUGAGAAGAGAACACUAAGGAGAAAUGUGAAUGUUUGAGUAGAUUGGUUUGUUUCAUUCAAAGUGGGAGACUUAAGUUGUUUUGUUUUAUUUUCUUUUUUAAAAACCCCAGUGUUAAUUCCAGGGCGUGUUGUGUUAGCACUUGUGCAAUGCAGUCAGGCCCCAUGGAAAGGUAUGACAAUGCUAGCAAACCACUGUUGAUUUUCCUUGAGUGCUUUAACAAGAAAAAAGUGUUUAUCUACAUUUCCAUGUAGGGCUGAAAAGGUUUUGUGACUUAAUGUACUGUUUGUGAUGUCCUGUGAUGUUGCCCCCUUCCCUGAUAUUGUGGGGGCAAUAAAAGUUUGUUGCGUAUGGUGCAAGCACCUCCCCUCCGCCUCAAUCCCACCCAAAUGCUUCUGCUCUUCAUUGUAAACCAUCACCUUUCUGCUCC
Molecule: messenger RNA, 3038 nt
Organism: Megalops cyprinoides (Indo-Pacific tarpon)
Lineage: Eukaryota; Metazoa; Chordata; Actinopteri; Elopiformes; Megalopidae
Gene: stau1
Product: staufen double-stranded RNA binding protein 1
Exons: 15
Coding region: 266-2329 (687 amino acids)
Source: RefSeq, a predicted model, not a curated record